Messenger RNA from Hepatospora eriocheir, 318 nucleotides. The record is from the annotation of a GenBank genome assembly. Lineage: Eukaryota; Fungi; Microsporidia; Hepatosporidae.
AUGAACAGUGGAUCAAAGCAAAUUUAUAAAAAUCAUUUUAAAGAAAAUCAAACUGAAGAAAAAAGAAGUUGUUAUAGUUGUUUAAUAAUUGUUAUUUUAUUAGCAUCUUUAAUUAUUUUAUCGUUUCUAUUGAUUUAUGGGUUGCUUUAUUUUUUUGAAGAUUCUGAAUUUAUCGGUUUAAAUGAUGAAGAAAUAACUAAUUUUAAAGGAUGGUGUUUUUUAACAAUAGUAGAUGUGAGUGUAUUUGUUUAUUGUAUUUACAGAUGUUUUACAAGUAAAAAAAUUAACAAAGAUGAUUAUUCUAAUGGUGCUAUUUAA